Molecule: messenger RNA, 3022 nt
Organism: Cynocephalus volans (Philippine flying lemur)
Lineage: Eukaryota; Metazoa; Chordata; Mammalia; Dermoptera; Cynocephalidae
Product: zinc finger protein 585A-like
Biological process (GO): regulation of transcription by RNA polymerase II
Molecular function (GO): RNA polymerase II cis-regulatory region sequence-specific DNA binding; DNA-binding transcription factor activity, RNA polymerase II-specific
Source: RefSeq, a predicted model, not a curated record
GAUGUAUAAGUCUCUGGAGUUGGUGUCAUUUGAGGAUGUGGCUGUGGACUUCACCUGGGAGGAGUGGCAGGAAUUGAAUGAUGCUCAGAGGACUUUGUACAGGGAUGUGAUGCUGGAGACCUACAGCAGCCUGGUGUCUUUGGGGCACUGCAUUAGUAAACCUGAGGUGAUCCUCAAGUUGGAGAAAGGAGCAGAGCCAUGGAUGAUAGAAGAAAACCCAAACCAGAGCCUCCCAGAUGUCCUGAUAGUCAGUGACUUAAUUGAGAGAAGCAAAGAAAGUCAAGGUAGAUACUUGUGGCAAGGUGUAAUCAUCAAUGGCAACCAAUCAUCUGAGGAGAGAAUGGAGUUAGGAAAAUCACUUAAUUUGAGUCCAAAGCAUAUUUUAAGUCUGGUUAUAAAUAAUGGAAACUAUUCAGGAGUGGGGCAUGAGGAGUUUAACAUAUGUCAGAAUGCACUUCUCCCAGAGACUGAUACCAUGCAUGCUGGAGAGAAACCUGAUGAGUGUAAUAUAUCCGAGAAAUUAGAGAGACAUCAUGAGCAUCUUAGUCAACAUCCCAAGAUUCCAACUGGGCAACUUUUUGAAUAUAGUGGAAAAGGAAGAUCCUCCAACACAGUGCCAAUAAUAUUUACAUGUAAGAAGGUUCAUAUGGGUGAGACCACCUGUAAAUAUUGUGAAUAUGGGAAAGCCUGUAAUAAGUCAGCUGUCAUUGCCCAAGAGAUAACUCAGGUAGAGAAGAUAACUUUUCAAUGUGAUGUAUGUGAGAAAAUGUUCUAUAAAAAGGCUAAACUUACUCAACACCAGAUUAUACACACAGGAGAGAAAUAUGAUAAAUACAGUGAAUGUCAGACAUCUUUUAUUAAGAAAUCAUACCUUAUCUCAUAUCAGGGAACAUCUACAGGGAAGCAGUUUUAUCCAUGUAAUGAACAGGAGAAAUUUUUAUAUCAAAAGUCAGACUUUACUGUGCAUCACAGAAUUCCCAUAGAGGAAAUGUCCUAUGGAUUUAUUAAGUGUGCCAAAAACUUUCAUGAGAAUUCACUUCUCAGCUGUCAUCAGACAAUUCACACAAGUGGAAAAUCUUGUGAAUGUAAUGGAUGUAAAAAAUCUUUCUACCAUAAUUCUACCCUUACUAUAUGUCAAAGAGUUGAUGUGAGCAAGAAUCCAUAUGAAUGUGAAGAAAGUCAGAUUUUCUCCAAUAAGUCUAAAGUCAAGAAACUUGAGAGAAUUCACAUUGUUGAGAAACCCAUUGACUAUAACACAUGUGGAAAGCAGAGAAUUCACACAGGUGAGAAACCAUAUAAAUGUAGAGAAUGUGGGAAAGCUUUUAACCGAAAGUGUGCUCUCAGCAGGCAUCAGAGAAUUCACACAGGUGAGAAACCAUAUGAAUGUAGAGAAUGUGGGAAAGCUUUUAACCGAAAGUGGGCCCUCAGCAGGCAUCAGAGAAUUCACACAGGUGAGAAACCAUAUGAAUGUAAAGAAUGUGGGAAGGUUUUUAAACAAAAGGCAUCUUUCAGCUUGCAUCAGAGAAUUCACACAGGUGAGAAACCAUAUGAAUGUGAAGAAUGUGGAAAAGCUUUUAACCAAAAGUCACACCUCAGCAUUCAUCAGAGAACUCACACAGGUGAGAAACCAUAUGAAUGUAAAGAAUGUGGAAAAGCUUUUAACCAAAAGUCACACCUCAGCAUUCAUCAGAGAAAUCACACAGGUGAGAAACCAUAUGAAUGUGAAGAUUGUGGAGAAGCUUUUAACCAAAAGUCAACCCUCAAUGUGCAUCAGAGAAUUCACACAGGUGAGAAACCAUAUGAAUGUAAAGAAUGUGGAAAAGCUUUUAAACAAAAGGCAUCUUUCAUCUUGCAUCAGAGAAUUCACACUGGUGAGAAACCAUAUGAAUGUGUAGAAUGUGGAAAAGCUUUUUACCAAAAGUCAACCCUCAGUAGGCAUCAGAGAAUUCACACAGGUGAGAAAUCACAUGAAUGUCAAAAAUGUGGAAAAGCUUUUACCCAAAAGUCACACCUCAGCAUGCAUCAAAGAAUUCACACAGGUGAGAAACUUUAUGAACGUAAAGAAUGUGGAGAAACUUUUAACCAAAAGUCAACUCUCAAUAUGCAUCAGAGAAUUCACACAGGUGAGAAACCAUUUGAAUGUAAAGAAUGUGGAAAAGCUUUUAGCAAAAAGUCAGCCUUCAAUGUGCAUCAGAGAAUUCACACCGGUGGGAAACCAUAUGAAUGUAAAGAAUGUGGGAAAGCUUUUAACCAAAAGUCAACCCUCAAUGUGCAUCAGAGAAUUCACACAGGUGAUAACCAUAUGAAUGUGAAGAAUGUGGAAAAGCUUUUAAUCAAAAAUCACACCUCAGCAUUCAUCACAGAAUUCACACAGGUGAGAAACCAUAUGAAUGUGAAGAAUGUGGAAAAGCUUUUCACCAGAAGUCUCACCUCAGCGUACAUCAGAGAAAUCACACAGGUGAGAAACCAUAUGAAUGCGAAGACUGUGGAGAAGCUUUUACAAAAGUCAACCCUCAGUGUGCAUCAGAGAAUUCACACAGGUGAGAAACCAUAUGAAUGCAAAGAAUGUGGAAAAGCUUUUAAACAAAAGGCAUCUUUCAUCUUGCAUCAGAGAAUUCACACAGGUGAGAAACCAUAUAAAUGUGAAGAAUGUGGAAAAGCUUUUUACCAAAAGUCAACCCUCAGCAGGCAUCAGAGAAUUCACACAGGUGAGAAACUGUAUGAAUGUAAAGAAUGUGGAGAAACUUUUAACCAAAAGUCAGUCCUCAAUAUGCACCAGAGAAUUCACACAGGUGAGAAAUCAUAUGAAUGUAAAGAAUGUGGAAAAGCUUUUUACCAAAAGUCAGCCCUCAGCAGGCAUCAGAGAAUUCACACAGGUGAGAAACCAUUUGAAUGUAAAGAAUGUGGAAAUGCUUUUAACCGAAAGUCACACCUCAGCAGGCAUCAGACAGUUCACACAAGUGAGAAGCCCUGUGAAUGUAAUGAAAUGAGGAAAAAGUUUUUUUAUAGAGUCAUAGCUUAG